Molecule: messenger RNA, 1906 nt
Organism: Neogale vison (American mink)
Lineage: Eukaryota; Metazoa; Chordata; Mammalia; Carnivora; Mustelidae
Gene: WASHC1
Product: WASH complex subunit 1
Exons: 12
Coding region: 181-1599 (472 amino acids)
Biological process (GO): Arp2/3 complex-mediated actin nucleation; endocytic recycling; exocytosis
Cellular component (GO): early endosome; recycling endosome; WASH complex
Molecular function (GO): gamma-tubulin binding; alpha-tubulin binding; actin binding
Source: RefSeq, a predicted model, not a curated record
UCCCUCCCCCCCCCUCUUAGGUGACCUGUCUCGCUGCUUUCCCCGCGCUUGCUUCCUGACUGCGUCCGGCCUUGCUGUUAACCUGGGCGGCUGAGGGCCCUGGGAGUGGGGGCCCGGGGAUGGUUUGCGGGAAGGAGUACGUGCACUUCUGUGAUUAAACAGCACUGAGAGGCGGGCACCAUGACUCCCACGAGGACGCAGCACUCGUUGGCAGGGCAGACCUACGCCGUGCCCCUCAUCCAGCCGGACCUGCGGCGGGAGGAGGCCAUCCAGCAGGUGGCUGAUGCCCUGCAGUACCUUCAGAAGGUCUCUGGAGACAUCUUCAGCAGUUCUGCUGUCCCUUCUACUCUCCAUGUGGACUUCAGGCCAAGCUGUCACAUAACCACUGAGGUGGCUUCCGCACCCCGGGCACCACCUCUCCCAGGCUGGCCUGGGAGCUGGAGGAGAAUCUCUCAGCGAGUAGAGCUCAGCCGGAGGCAGCUGCAGGCCAUUGGGGAGAGGGUCUCCUUGGCCCAGGCCAAGAUUGAGAAGAUCAAGGGCAGCAAGAAGGCAAUCAAGGUGUUCUCCAGUGCCAAGUACCCAGCUCCAGAGCGCCUGCAGGAGUACGGGUCCAUCUUCACAGGUGCCCAGGACCCUGGCCUGCAGAGACGCCCCCGCCACAGGAUCCAGAGCAAGCACCGCCCCCUGGACGAGUGGGCCCUGCAGGAGAAGCUGAAAUACUUCCCUGUGUGUGUGAACACCAAGCCUGAGCCUGAGGAUGAGGCCGAGGAGGGGCUCGGGGGCCUUCCCAGUAACAUCAGCUCCGUCAGCUCCUUGCUGCUAUUCAACACUACUGAGAACCUGUACAAAAAGUAUGUCUUUCUGGACCCCCUGGCUGGUGCUGUAACAAAGACCAAUGUGAUGUUGGGGGCAGAGACCGAGGAGAAGCUGUUCGAUGCCCCUUUGUCCAUCAGCAAGAGGGAGCAGCUGGAGCAGCAGGUUCCAGAGAACUACUUCUAUGUGCCUGACCUGGGCCAAGUGCCUGAGAUCGACGUGCCGUCCUACCUGCCCGACCUGCCAGGCAUCGCCGAUGACCUCAUGUACAGCGCUGACCUGGGCCCCGGCAUCGCCCCCUCCGCCCCUGGCACCAUGCCAGAGCUGCCCACCUUCCACACAGAGGUGGCCGAGACUUUCAAGCCGGACCCAGAAGAUGGGGUGCUAAUAGCACCCCCCCCACCGCCACCGCCACCCCCGCCUCCCCCAGCUCCGGCUGUGCUGGUCAGCGCUCCCCCACCCCCACCCCAGCCCAUGGCCUCCCCGGUCCAAGGUGCCAGGGAGGAGGACAGCAGUGGUGGCGUGUCUCCUUCAGCUACAGUCCAGGGAGCUCCCAAGGAAGUGGUGGACCCCUCCAGUGGCCGGGCCACUCUGCUGGAGUCCAUCCGCCAGGCUGGGGGCAUCGGCAAGGCCAAGCUCCGCAGUGUCAAGGAGCGCAAGCUGGAGAAGAAGAAACAGAAGGAGCAGGAGCAAGUGAGAGCCACAAGCCAAGGUGGGGACCUGAUGUCGGAUCUCUUUAACAAGCUGGUCAUGCGGCGUAAAGCAGCCACCUGGAGAAGAGGAUGAGGACGACUGGGAAUCCUAGAGGCUCACUCCCUCCCCACCGAGACCCAGAUUUAGGUCUCACCCUCACAUGGACACAACCAGGAUGAGAUGCCUGGCCUGUGGGUCUCUCGACCCCUGCUGCCCAUGGAGGAACGGGGACCAUGGAGGACUGUCCCAGACCUGCACCUGGACCUUCUUCAAGGAGUGAGGUAGCCAGCUUCUGAGGCCAAGUGGCUGGGAGCGGGGAGCCCUUGUGCUCUCCUCCAGCCACAGACUGAAGUGAGUACGUGCAUCAAUAAAGCAGUGUCACGCGGGAACCGAGCAUAAA